Polyodon spathula (Mississippi paddlefish) is the source of this 9266-nucleotide messenger RNA. RefSeq names its product E3 ubiquitin-protein ligase UBR5-like. Gene Ontology annotation, biological process: protein polyubiquitination; DNA damage response; regulation of double-strand break repair. The transcript is spliced from 58 exons. Lineage: Eukaryota; Metazoa; Chordata; Actinopteri; Acipenseriformes; Polyodontidae. The record is from RefSeq and is a predicted model, not a curated record. Gene Ontology annotation, cellular component: nucleus. Gene Ontology annotation, molecular function: ubiquitin-protein transferase activity; ubiquitin binding; zinc ion binding. Bases 165 to 8531 code for a protein of 2788 amino acids.
UGGUAGAGUUAAGAUGGCGGCGUGUGGUUAAGGAGGUAGCAGUUUAAGGCUCUAGCUUUCCAUUCGUUUAACUCGAAUUAUAUGAACCCUCAUCACCACAGUUAACGCGAAAAGACAGUUUCACUCGUUUCUUCCAACUGUUCGUCUUAUUCUGGAUUGAACUCAUGACGUCUAUACACUUCGUGGUUCAUCCGUUGCCCGGGACCGAGGACCAGCUCAAUGACAGAUUACGGGAAGUUUCUGAGAAACUCAACAAAUACAACCUAAACAGUUAUCCCCCUCUGAAUGUGUUGGAACAGGCCACCAUUAAACAGUGUGUUGUGGGACCAAAUCAUGCUGCAUUUCUUCUGGAGGAUGGUCGCAUCUGUAGAAUUGGUUUCGCAGUUCAGCCUGACAGGUUGGAACUGGGUAAACCUGAUGGCAAUGAUGGUUCAAAGUUGAUCAGUGGUUCAGGGACAGGAAGGACUUCCAGGCCAGGCAGGACAAGUGAUCCGCCAUGGUUUCUGUCUGGUUCUGACACACUGGGCAGGCUGGCAGGCAAUACCCUUGGGAGCCGCUGGAGCUCUGGGGUGAAUGGAGGUGGAGGUGGCUCCUCUGGAAGAUCCUCCACAGCAGCGAGAGACUCGAGGCGUCAGACCAGAGUGAUUCGCACUGGGCGUGAUAGGGGAUCAGGGCUCCUGGGCAGUCAGCCUCAGCCUGUCAUCCCAGCAUCAGUCAUUCCUGAGGAACUCAUCUCCCAGGCCCAGGUUGUACUGCAGGGAAAGUCCAGGAGUGUGAUCAUUCGUGAACUACAGAGAACUAAUCUGGAUGUAAAUCUUGCUGUAAACAACUUGCUGAGUCGGGAUGAUGAGGAUGGAGAUGAUGGUGACGACACAGCAAGUGAAUCUUAUUUACCCGGAGAGGAUCUAAUGUCUCUGCUAGAUGCAGACAUCCACUCCGCGCACCCCAGUGUUAUCAUUGAUGCGGAUGCCAUGUUUUCUGAAGACAUCAGUUACUUUGGUUAUCCCUCAUUUCGUCGUUCUUCUCUAUCCAGACUUGGCUCAUCACGAGUUCUCCUUCUUCCCUUAGAGAGAGACUCGGAGCUGUUGCGUGAGCGUGAGUCUGUUUUACGUUUGCGUGAGCGGCGGUGGCUUGAUGGAGCCUCUUUUGAUGCCGAAAGAGGCUCUACAAGCAGGGAAGGGGAGCUGCCCCUAGACAAGAAGAAUAUCCCUGUGCAGAGCCCCGUUUCUCUUGGGGAAGAGCUACAGUGGUGGCCUGAUAAGGAUGGGACAAAGUUUGUUAGCAUUGGUGCCCUCUACUCCGAGCUGGUGGCAGUGAGUUCCAAGGGAGAGCUGUACCAGUGGAAAUGGAGUGAAGCUGAACCAUACAGAAACUCUCAGAAUCCUUCCAUGCAUCAUCCCAGGGCUGCUUUUCUAGGGUUAAUGAGUGAUAAGAUUACUCUUCUUUCAGUAAAUAUUAUCAGAGCCACUGUUGCCACAGAAAAUAACAAGGUGGCAACUUGGGUUGAUGACACUCUCAGUACAGUAGCUUCUAAACUGGAGCACAGCACCCAGACCUUUCCUGAGCUACAGGGAGAGCGGAUUGUCUCCUUGCACUGCUGCGCUCUUUAUACCUGUGCGCAGCUGGAAAACUGUCUAUAUUGGUGGGGUGUUGUGCCCUUUAGUCAGCGGAAAAAGAUGCUUGAAAAGGCCAGGGCAAAGAACAAAAAGCCAAAGUCCAGUGCAGGCAUCUCUUCAAUGCCGAAUAUUACUGUUGGAACGCAGGUGUGUCUUCGAAACAACCCCCUUUACCACACUGGUGCGGUUGCCUUUUCCAUCAAUGCUGGUAUUCCCAAAGUUGGAGUGCUGAUGGAGUCUGUGUGGAAUAUGAACGACAGCUGUAGGUUCCAGCUCAGGUCACCAGAGAGUUUGAAAAACCUGGAGAAGACCAGCAAAGCUACAGAAACAAAGACUGAAAACAAACCUGAGUCUGUGAAGACUGAGAUGGGACCUCCUCCUUCCCCAGCUUCCACCUGUAGUGACACUUCUUCCAUUGCCAGCAGUGCAUCCCUGCCUUAUAAGCGACGGCGCUCAACCCCAGCACCUAAAGAAGAGGAGAAAGUGAAUGAAGAGCAGUGGUGCCUGAGAGAAGUUGUGUUUGUUGAAGAUGUGAAGAAUGUUCCGGUUGGAAAGGUACUAAAAGUCGAUGGUGCAUAUGUUGCUGUGAAAUUUCCAGGAACGUCUAACAGCGUGAGCAACCAGAGCACCUCCACUUCAGAGACUGAUCCCUCCUCACUACUGCAGGACUGCAGACUGCUGAGAAUAGAUGAACUACAGGUAGUGAAAACUGGUGGAACGCCAAAGGUUCCAGACUGCUUUCAACGGACUCCUAAAAAACUGUGUAUCCCUGAAAAAGCUGAAAUUCUGGCAGUGAAUGUUGAUUCUAAAGGGGUGCAUGCUGUGUUAAAGACUGGCAACUGGGUGAGAUACUGCAUCUUUGACCUGGCGACAGGAAAAGCUGAACAGGAAAAUAACUUUCCUACAAGCAGCCUUGCAUUUUUGGGACAGAAUGAGCGAAAUGUGGCAAUUUUUACUGCUGGGCAGGAAUCACCUGUCAUUCUCCGGGAUGGAAAUGGCACCAUCUACCCAAUGGCUAAAGACUGCAUGGGUGGUAUUAGAGAUCCUGAUUGGUUAGAUCUUCCGCCUAUCUCUAGCCUUGGCAUGGGAGUUCAUUCAUUAACCAACCUUCCUGCAAAUUCCACAAUCAAAAAGAAAGCUGCUAUUAUCAUAAUGGCUAUUGAAAAACAAACUUUAAUGCAGCACAUUUUGCGAUGCGACUAUGAAGCCUGCAGGCAGUAUCUAAUGAAUGUUGAGCAGGCUGUUCUGCUGGAGCAGAUACCUCAAUCCCUGAAUGCACUCCUUGGCCACAGAUGUGAUGGAAACCGCAAUAUCCUCCACGCUUGUGUAUCUGUGUGCUUCCCAACCAGUAAUAAGGAAACGAAAGAGGAGGAAGAAGCUGAGCGUUCUGAAAGAAACACGUUUGCAGAGAGGCUGUCUGCAGUUGAGGCUAUUGCCAAUGCAAUCUCAGUUGUGUCAAGCAACAGUUCUGCAAACCGAACUGGAUCGUCCAGUAGUAGGAGUCUGAGACUACGUGAAAUGAUGAGGCGAUCUCUAAGAGCUGCAGGCUUGGGUCGACAUGAGUCUGGACCUUCUUCCAGUGACCACCAGGACCCAGUGUCUCCUCCUAUCGCCCCACCCAGCUGGGUCCCGGACCCACCUCCAAUGGAUCCAGAUGGUGACAUUGAUUUUAUCCUUGCCCCUGCUGUGGGAUCUCUCACUACAGCAUCAGCUGGGACUGGCCAAGGCCCCAGCACAUCCACCAUACCAGGCCCUUCAUCUGAACCCUCAUUAGUGGAGUCCAAGGAUCGGAAAGCCAAUGCCCAUUUAAUACUCAAAUUGAUGUGUGACAGUAUGGGUCUUCGUCCAUAUCUCCGUGAAUUGCUUUCUGCUAAGGAUGCAAGAGGAAUGACUCCAUUUAUGCUGGCCGUUAGUGGGAGAGCAUAUCCAGCUGCUAUAACAAUUCUUGAAGCUGCACAAAAAAUAGCUAAAGGUGAGACUACAUCCAUUGAGAAAGAGGAUGCUGUAUUUACAGAAGUGAUCUGCCCACCUGGAACCAAUCCAGAUGAUUCUCCACUGUAUGUGCUUUGCUGCAAUGACACCUGCAGUUUUACAUGGACUGGAGCAGAACACAUCAACCAGGAUAUUUUUGAGUGUCGAACAUGUGGUUUGUUGGAGUCACUUUGCUGCUGCACAGAAUGUGCCAGAGUUUGCCACAAGGGACAUGACUGCAAACUCAAGAGAACAUCACCAACAGCAUACUGUGACUGCUGGGAGAAGUGCAAAUGUAAAACUUUGAUAGCAGGACAGAAGUCUGCACGUCUUGAUCUGCUCUACAGGUUGCUUACCACCACUAACCUUGUGACAAUGCCAAAUAGCAGGGGAGAACAUCUCCUUCUGUUUUUGGUGCAGACCGUGGCCAGGCAAACUGUAGAACACUGCCAGUAUCGACCCCCCCGAAUUAGAGAGGAUAGAAACCGCAAGGCUGCUAAUGCUGAAGAUUCGGAUAUGCCUGAUCAUGACCUGGAGCCUCCUCGUUUUGCCCAACUUGCCCUUGAGAGAGUCCUGCAGGACUGGAAUGCUUUGAAAUCCAUGAUCAUGUUUGGAUCUCAGGAAAACAAAGAUCUGUUAAGUGCAAGUAGCAAAAUAGGUCAUCUACUUCCUGAAGAGCAAGUAUAUCUUAACCAGCAAAGUGGGACCAUCAGGCUGGACUGUUUCACCCACUGCUUGAUUGUAAAAUGUACUUCAGAUAUAUUGCUUUUAGAUACUCUUCUAGGAACUCUAGUAAAAGAGCUUCAGAAUAAGUACACUCCAGGUCGAAGAGAGGAGGCGAUUAAUGUAACCAUGAGGUUCCUGCGCUCUGUCGCCAGGGUCUUCGUCAUUCUCAGUGUGGAGAUGGCAUCUUCAAAGAAGAAAAACAACUUUAUUCCGCAGCCUAUUGGGAAAUGCAAGCGUGUCUUUCAGGCCUUGCUGCCAUAUGCUGUAGAGGAGCUGUGUAAUGUAGCAGAGUCACUGAUUGUACCAGUCAGGAUGGGGAUUGCAAGGCCGACCGCUCCCUUCACCCUAGCUUGCACCAGCAUAGAUGCCAUGCAAGGCAGCGAAGAGCUGUUCUCAGUGGAGCCCCUUCCACCCAGGCCAUCACCUGAUCAGUCUAGCAGUUCAAGCCUAUCUCAGUCAUCGUAUAUCAUCAGAAACCCUCAGCAGAGACACAUCAGUCAGGCUCAGCCUGUCCGUGGAAGAGAUGAGGAGCGGGAUGAUAUAGUAUCUGCAGAUGUUGAAGAGGUUGAGGUUGUGGAAGGUGUUGCUGGAGAAGAGGAUCACCAUGAUGAACAGGAGGAGCAAGGGGAGGAGAACGCAGAGGGACAACAUGAUGAACAUGACGAGGAUGGGAGCGAUAUGGAGCUUGAUCUUUUGGCAGCUGCAGAAACGGAAAGCGACAGCGAAAGUAACCACAGCAACCAGGACAAUGCCAGUGGUCGAAGGAGUGUUGUCACAGCAGCCACUGCAGGGUCUGAAGCAGGUGCCAGCAGUGUCCCUGCCUUCUUUUCAGAGGACGAUUCCCAAUCCAACGACUCGAGUGACUCUGACAGCAGCAGCAGUCAGAGUGACGAUGUUGAUCAGGAGACCUUUAUGGUUGAUGAGCCACUGGAAAGGACCACCAACAGCUCCCAUGCCAACAGCGCUGCACAGGCUCCUCGCUCCAUGCAGUGGGCAGUGCGCAACACACAGAACCAGCGAACAACGAGCAGCGCCCCUUCCAGUACAUCUGCCCCAGCAGCCAGCUCUACAGGAUUAAUAUAUAUUGACCCAACUAAUCUGCGUAGAAGUGGAGCCAUCAGCACCAGUGCAGCUGCAGCAGCUGCUGCUCUCGAAGCCAGCAAUUCAAGCAGCUACUUGACCUCUGCCAGCAGUCUUGCCAGGGCCUACAGCAUCGUCAUCCGCCAGAUUUCAGACCUCAUGGGUUUGAUCCCCAAGUACAACCACCUGGUGUAUACCCAGAUACCUGCUGCAGUGAAGCUCACAUACCAGGAAGCUGUUAAUUUGCAGAAUUAUGUGGAAGAUAAACUUAUCCCCACUUGGAACUGGAUGGUCAGUAUCAUGGACUCCACUGAAGCUCAGCUGCGGUAUGGCUCUGCACUGUCUUCAGCUGGGGACCCUGGGCACCCCAGCCAUCCUCUCCAUGCUUCACAGAACUCUGCUAGGAGAGAGAGGAUGACUGCACGUGAGGAGGCCAGUUUAAGAACACUGGAGGGCAGAAGACGUGCCACAUUGCUAAGUGCUCGCCAGGGGAUGAUAUCAGCACGUGGCGAUUUCCUAAACUACGCCCUCUCUCUGAUGCGCUCUCACAACGACGAGCAUUCCGAUGUCUUGCCAGUUCUGGAUGUCUGCUCACUCAAACAUGUGGCGUAUGUUUUCCAAGCACUUAUUUAUUGGAUUAAAGCAAUGAACCUACAGACCAUACUGGAUACGCCUCAGCUAGAGAGGAAAAGAACUCGUGACUUGUUGGAGCUGGGCUUGGACAAUGAAGACUCUGAACAUGAAAAUGAUGAAGAUACGAAUCAGAGCUCUACCCUGAAUGAAAAGGAUGAUGACCCUGCCCCAGCAGAAAGCGGUCAGAACCAUGCUUUCUUCCGACGAUCAGAUUCCAUGACCUUCCUUGGUUGUAUCCCUCCAAACCCAUUUGAAGUAUCUCUGGCAGAAGCUAUACCCCUGGCUGACCAGCCUCACCUGUUACAGCCAAAUGCAAGAAAGGAAGAUCUCUUUGGGCGUCCAAGCCAGGGUCUGUAUUCCUCCUCUUACAGCACAAAAGGGCUGACAGAGGUGACUGUGGACAGAAACUGCCUUGAGGUUCUCCAACUAAGUCGCUUUUCAUACUCUGCCAAUAUGAAGAAUGUCAUGAGCAUGCAGUCUCGACAGAAAGCUGACGGCCAGACUUUGCCAGAAGGGGAGACGGAGAGCACAAAGCCUGGACCCUCUGCUCAUGACCUUGCAGCACAACUUAAGAGUAGCCUGUUGGCAGAGAUUGGGCUUACUGAGAGUGAGGGACCUCCACUGGCUUCAUUCAGGCCGCAUUGUAGUUUUAUGGGAAUGGUGAUAUCUCACGACAUGCUUCUCGGACGAUGGCGUCUAUCUUUAGAACUUUUUGGACGAGUAUUCAUGGAAGAUGUUGGUGCUGAACCUGGAUCGAUUUUGACUGAGCUUGGUGGCUUUGAAGUGAAGGAAUCAAAAUUCCGCCGGGAAAUGGAGAAACUGCGGAACCAGCAGUCAAGAGACUUGGCAUUGGAAGUGGAUCGGGACAGAGAUCUUCUGAUUCAGCAGACCAUGAGGCAGCUGAACAGCCACUUCGGCCGCAGGUGCACCACAACUCCCAUGGCAGUGCACAGAGUGAAGGUCACGUUUAAAGACGAGCCAGGAGAGGGGAGCGGAGUGGCUCGAAGUUUCUACACUGCUGUAGCGCAGGCAUUCCUGUCCAAUGAGAAACUUCCCAAUCUUGACUGUAUACAGAAUGUCAGCAAGGGAAUGCAGACUAGUAAUCUUAUGCAGCGACUGAGGAACAGAGACAGGGAGCGAGAAAGAAGAAGCGGUGGACUGCGAGCAGGUUCUCGUAGAGACAGGGACAGGGAUUCAAGGAGGCAGCUGUCAAUAGACACCCGGCCCUUCAGACCAGCAUUAGAAGGCAAUCCUAGUGAUGACCCUGACCCGCUCCCAGCACAUCGACAGGCACUUGGGGAGAGGCUUUACCCACGAGUUCAAGCCAUGCAACCGGCAUUUGCUAGUAAAAUCACAGGAAUGUUGUUGGAACUCUCCCCUGCACAGCUUUUGUUGCUUCUUGCUAGUGAAGAUUCCCUACGCGCCCGUGUGGAUGAGGCAAUGGAACUUAUUAUUGCACAUGGAAGGGAAAAUGGUGCUGACAGUAUAUUGGACCUUGGCUUGAUUGAUGCUUCUGACAAGACACAGCAAGAGAGCAGAAAACGACAUGGCUCCAGUCGCAGUGUGGUGGAUAUGGAACUGGAUGAUACAGAAGAUGGUGAUGACAAUGCACCACUUUUCUAUCAACCUGGAAAACGAGGCUUCUAUUCACCGCGGCCAGGCAAGAGCACAGAGGCACGGCUUAAUUGCUUCCGAAACAUUGGCAGAAUACUUGGGUUAUGCCUGCUUCAGAAUGAACUGUGCCCUAUAACAUUAAAUAGGCAUGUUAUCAAGGUGUUAUUAGGUAGAAAGGUUAAUUGGCACGAUUUUGCUUUCUUUGAUCCCGUGAUGUAUGAGAGUUUACGGCAACUAAUCCUGGCUUCUCAGAGUGGGGAUGCGGAAGCAGUCUUUGCUGCAAUGGAUCUGGCAUUCGCAGUUGACCUCUGUAAAGAGGAGGGGGGAGGACAGGUGGAACUUGUAUCCGGUGGUGUAAAUAUACCAGUUACUCCUCUGAAUGUAUAUGAAUAUGUCCGGAAAUAUGCAGAACACCGGAUGUUGGUGGUUGCAGAGCAGCCUCUCCAUGCAAUGAGGAAAGGACUGCUGGAUGUACUUCCUAAAAACUCCCUUGAAGACCUUACAGCUGAGGAUUUCAGGCUACUGGUGAAUGGCUGUGGAGAAGUGAACGUGCAGAUGCUCAUCAGCUUUACUUCCUUUAACGAUGAAUCCGGAGAAAAUGCUGAGAAGCUUUUGCAGUUCAAGCGUUGGUUUUGGUCCAUUGUAGAGAAGAUGAGCAUGGCUGAAAGACAAGACCUGGUUUACUUCUGGACAUCAAGCCCAUCGUUGCCUGCUAGUGAGGAGGGAUUCCAGCCCAUGCCAUCCAUCACAAUUCGACCCCCGGAUGACCAGCACUUGCCAACUGCAAAUACUUGUAUCUCCCGCCUCUAUGUGCCACUCUAUUCCUCCAAACAGAUUCUCAAACAAAAACUGUUACUAGCCAUUAAAACCAAGAACUUCGGUUUUGUGUAGAAUGACAAAGACAUAUGUUUACUGUUGUGUAAUAUUACUAGUUACAGUUUUGUAGAUUAUUCUUUUUUUUAUUUGUCUACACAAUGUUAUGGAAGUUGAAGCUGUCAAUCCCUGGUAGUACUCUUUUCUGAAUAAGCAUACAUUCCUGCAUUGGGUUUGUAAAGAUAAAAGCCCACUUAUCUUGGCUCUACCAGUUUUGACUGUAACCUCCCAGGUAUUUGGCUAGACAGUAAACUGUUGGCCUGACCCCAGCCAAAGAUGACAGCAAAAAUGUGUAAUUUACACUGUGAUUAUAAUUUCUUUAUUUUAUUAUAUUAUUUUAUUAUAUUUUAUGUUUUUGCCCAAAAACAAAAUACUUAAUAUUUCUGGAACUUCACUGCUGCCUUUCUGGAAGGUUUCGUGAGUUUAUCUUGUAUAGAGGAAGUAGAGAAUUUCAAAAUAAACUUGAUGAAAAACAUGUCUUAUGUUUCUGUCCUGGUUGAACUUCCAGAUUUGAUUUGUUGUAAUGUAUUUCCUGCAACUAUAAAUGCACUCAUUUAAUCUGCAGUGGUUUUAGAUAUGUAUUUUAGGAUAUUAAGACUAGUAAAAAACAAAAUAAUUAAUGUUUUUUUUUACUGAAAAAGUACAAUAGUACAUUUUUUGUGGCAUUUUUUUUUCAUAAGUUAGCUUUGAAUACCCUCCCACCCCCCUCCCAAAGUACUGUGUAAAAUAAAUAAAUAAAUAAAUAAAAUGUAA